Molecule: messenger RNA, 665 nt
Organism: Neurospora hispaniola
Lineage: Eukaryota; Fungi; Ascomycota; Sordariomycetes; Sordariales; Sordariaceae
Exons: 3
Coding region: 247-543 (98 amino acids)
Source: RefSeq, a predicted model, not a curated record
UGCAGGUCCACGGAGAACAUCUAACUGCAGAGAUGUCCAAUUGUACCAACUGUCCUCAUGUAGAGGACCCAUGAGUGUACAUCAAUGGAGACGAAUACUGCUAUUUAAGUCAUCUUCAAGUGGACACCUUCCCUUCUCCCCGUCCAGCCAUCAUGCAUUCACCGUACCUUUCCAAAGAAGAAGACCGGCAUUUCGUCUACAGAAUCCCACUUUGCCAGACAUCCCCGAAUCACAUCGUCGAUUGGAAUGCGUAAUCGGACAGGGACUGACGGGCAUCCGUGCCUGUUGUGGUGGUUCCUGGCUUGCUUGGGGCUCAAUAGCCUCAUGUCGUCUGCAACCUCAUGGCAAUUGAUGCCUCCUCAUUGUUUGAUGGCUUGGCGGCUGAGAAUCGGAGCGGUUUUCACUCCAUGCCAUCUGAACAUUUUUGGCAACAGGCGGACUAACAUCGAUCCCGAAUCAUCCAAACUCGCGACAGUGCCGCGGCGCUGGCACCGCUUCUUUGUCCUAGCAGAGUAUCUUCAAGGGUCACAAGGCAGUGUGUGAGACAAACGAAGCUUGAUUGGAUGAGGCGAGGGCAUGAGAAGGGAAGAGAGAAAAGGGAAGUUGUGAGAUCCAGCACCAGGAUCGGAGCUUUACAGCCCUUUUUCUAUUUCUUUCUGAUUUGG